AUGGAAAGGGUUAAUCAGUUCAUCAAGUUCUAUCUACGCUCCUAUGUUGCUGCUGAUUAUUCUGACUGGUCCAUGUGGUUACCAUUGGCAGAAUACGCAUAUAACAAUGCCAAGCAUGCUGCCACAGGAAAAACACCCUUUGAGCUUGUCUAUGGACAAAAUCCAGUUAUGAAUCUGUCAAAUGUCCCAGCCAAUGUACCAGAAGCAGAUGCCCUAGCAGAUACCCUAGCCCAAGAAUGGAAAGAAGCCAAGGCAGCCCUCAGGAUGAGCAAGGAGAAAAUGAUCCAGAACCAAGGAUCUACUCUGGAGUAUUCAGGUUAUUAUCCAGGGUCCAAAUCUCCUAGUCAGCCAUUUCCAGAACAACCCCCUCCUGAAACAAUAGAAGGGGAAGAAGAGUACAAAGUGGAGCAGAUCAUUGACUCCAAAAGACAACAAGGGAACCAAGAUGAGAUAAAGCGCUUCAAUCAGGCUAGACUCAAAAAGGCUUGUGAUGCUGCCAAGAGCCUUUAA
Molecule: messenger RNA, 510 nt
Organism: Rhizoctonia solani
Lineage: Eukaryota; Fungi; Basidiomycota; Agaricomycetes; Cantharellales; Ceratobasidiaceae
Product: Retrotransposable element Tf2 protein
Exons: 3
Coding region: 1-510 (169 amino acids)
Biological process (GO): DNA integration
Molecular function (GO): nucleic acid binding
Source: RefSeq, a predicted model, not a curated record